CCAACUCUAUAUAUAAAACACCAUCACUCACUCUCCUCCUCCACCACCACCACCGCCGCCGCCAGUUUUUUUUUCUCCGUCAACAUUCAGUUAAGUUUCACUCUCUCUCGCAAAUUCUCACACUAGCAAAGCUAUGAAAAUGACAGUACCAAUAAUUUACGAAUACAAUUCCCCGUCUCUGAAGAACAAACUCAAAUCCUCCGUUUGCUGCUUCGCUUCUCAGCAUCUGCAGCACCACGAGACUCUCGGAGACGGAGGAGCCGACGACGGCGUCAGAAGGAUGACUUCACCAUACGCGUGGCUGAAAUCGACUGCUCAAGAAUUUGAAAUUAGGGAGAAAUGCCGGAGUUUAAUCGGAAGAAGAGGGAAAAAUCGAAGACGGCAUAAUUCGGGUGAUUUUAGAUACGACGCUGCGAGUUAUUCUCUUAAUUUUGAGGAUGAUAUUAAUAGAGAAGAAGAUGAUUAUAUGUGUUUUAAUAAUUUCACGGCGAGAUUACCGGCUACUCCUGACAGAAUAUUCCGGCAGGAGGUGGAAGCACCGGAGCGUGUUCUCAUAGCCUGGUCUUAAUAUAGUUUGUAUUUAACAGCAGUUACGUAGUAGUAAUUGAGUAAUGUAUAUAUAGAGAUUAAAAAACCUAAUCCUCCCUAAAGAGAGACGAUCGGAAUUAGUGUUUGAGUUGUAAUGUAAAUCGUGUGUACUUUGAGAUUCUUCAUUUCUUAAUCAACUGAAUCUUGAACUUA
Mercurialis annua (annual mercury) is the source of this 741-nucleotide messenger RNA. RefSeq lists its product as uncharacterized. The record is from RefSeq and is a predicted model, not a curated record. The coding region runs from base 134 to 568 and encodes 144 amino acids. The transcript has a single exon. Lineage: Eukaryota; Viridiplantae; Streptophyta; Magnoliopsida; Malpighiales; Euphorbiaceae.